Molecule: messenger RNA, 201 nt
Organism: Iphiclides podalirius (scarce swallowtail)
Lineage: Eukaryota; Metazoa; Arthropoda; Insecta; Lepidoptera; Papilionidae
Source: the annotation of a GenBank genome assembly
AUGCGCCUCGUCACGUCCCUCCAAAGAAAAGCGGUGAUCCCCUACCAGAAACGGGUACUAAGGAGUCAUGAGCGAUUGGGGUUGUCCAACGAGAACGCUAGUCAGGUCGCUGAGAAUUGCGGCUCAAGCGACUCUGUUGAGUACGCUGUCGGCAAAACAAAGCAAAGCAUCCGCCAUUUUCCGAUGGCGAAACCGUAUCAA